This is a messenger RNA of Boeremia exigua, 1133 nucleotides long. RefSeq lists its product as uncharacterized. Bases 49 to 1101 code for a protein of 350 amino acids. NCBI's taxonomy places the organism in Eukaryota, Fungi, Ascomycota, Dothideomycetes, Pleosporales, Didymellaceae. The transcript has a single exon. The record is from RefSeq and is a predicted model, not a curated record.
CAAACCUCAUAAGUCAAUAUCUCAGUUGUAAACAUACUCAGAUUUUGCAUGUAUACAGCAAUGGCGAUGCAUGUCAGAUUACCGCUGGAGAUCAUACUCAACGUCCUUGAUCAGCUCGUUGGAUCUUCCCAUGAAGAACACCCUAUAUUCGAUCCUUCAAGCCUCAUUACGAAGACUUUGCGAGCACUCUCUCUCACUUCACGCUCAAUGUAUACAAUUGCAUCAAGAUACCUAUAUCGUCACUGCCUCUACUUGAGAGAUUGUAUGAGCUAUGCAUGCUUUAGAAGAACGAUGGGACUCGACCUUGGUGGCAACCAUCCUCAAUCACUUGCCUAUGGGCAGGCUGGACGCCUUGAUGAGCUGUGGCAUACUUCCAAGAUUACCCAGUCAAUCGCCUCUGUGUUUAUAUCACCAAUGGAAAUGCCGAACGAGGAACCGGGAAGCGCUCGACACACCCCUAUGGUUCGGCUCCCACAAAUCCUGGAUCUUUGCAACCACAUAGGCCCGACCCUCAAAAGGCUGAUGCUAGACAUGCAGCCUGUCUAUUCGACACAAAGCGAGGUUGAGAACGUCAGACUUUCCCGAAGGGGAACGGACAUAUUCCUGGGCAUGUCGAAUCUAGAAGAGCUAGUCGCAAGCUACGAUGUGCUCGAUUACUUUCGUUACCCACCACCAAAUUUGAAGAGGCUGGCUAUUACGAUACAAGAUCUCCACGAUCUAGCGAUGAGAUUCUGCUUCUCUGUAUCCACCUUGCACACGCUGGUCCUACUACGACCAGUGGAGUUAAGCGCAACAGAUAUCAACAGCCUCUUCACCACAUACAAGGGACGGAGCCUAGAUGUUGUCCUGGUAGAUGUCAACUCGAACCACCGAACCCCAAAAGACACCCGAGACUGGGCUGACGACGACGCAGUCAGAAUCUGGGAAGUAGAUGUCCCAACUAGCUUCUACGGCGACGACGACGAUCUCAUCCUCUGCGACAAUUGGAUUUGGACGCAUGCCGUCAAAGAUACACUUUGGGCUUUUGAGAAGAGGAGAAUGGCCUCUUGGUCCGAGGUUCAACGAAGACUGGCGGGUCCCGUGCACCACAUUGUCGAUUGAUCUGGGGGUUUUCCGUGGAAGAGGAUCUUCAA